GGUUUCCUGAUUGCAGAUUUGUCUCGUGAUCUCGAAAAUAAUCAGCAAACCAUCGCCGAAAUGGCUCAAUUUGGCAAAAAUGUGGUUGCGUACAGCGCAUCACGUACACUGAAGAUAAUAGGCACGGAAAACUAUGAGAAUUACACGCUCUAUGUUAUUGAAGUGUCAAUUGGUUGCUUUAACUGGAGGGUCAAACACAGAUACAGUGAAUUCUUCGACAUGCAUGAAAAGCUUGUAUCUGAUUACAAGAUUGACAAAAGCAUUUUCCCUCCAAAGAAGAUAUUUGGCAAAAUGUCCGAAGCAUUUAUUAAGAAACGGCAAACUGACUUAGAAAUCUACCUUCAGACAACUCUCCACCACCUUAACUUUGUUGUUCCUCCAGUUCUCGCGAACUUCUUAGAUUUCCACAAAUAUGAAAUUCAUGGGAUUACAGAAACUUUGGCAGAGAUCUUAUACACAAAAGGUGAAAUCCUUUUGAAUUCCAAGGAGAUGUUUACCUUACAGACACUGCAGUUGCAUGCAGUGAAUGAGCGUCUCAAGUUAGCAGAGCCCACAUGUGAAUCUGGUGAUAAAAGGAAAGACCUUGGUCAUGUGUUAGAUUUCAUCACGAGGGUAAAAGCUUUAAGGAUCUUUGGCUCACGAGACCCUGUUGGUACGAGUAACAUUGACAUGAAUCAACUAAAGUUUGAUCUGACAAUAUUUAGAGGCUUGGAAAAGGUGGAGAUUGUCAACUGUAAUACGUCCGUGAUUGCCGGUGUGGAAAUCUUAAAAAGAACUGUCAAAAGGUUAAAAGUUCAUCAUUCGUUGAAGGAAAUCAAGGACAUCCUACUCCAAGACAUUGCCUGUAUUCCAAUAGAAAAACAAGGUUACCUCGUGCCUGCCUGGACGUGUCUCAGGGUGGCAGACUUCAGUCAUAAUGAGAUUACAGCGAUUGAUGAAUCCGUGAAACUCAUGCCCAAGGUUGAGAUGCUAUCGUUGAGCCAUAACCAGCUGUCCCAGAUCCAGCACCUGUCACAUCUGAGUGCGUUGACCUGCCUCGACCUCUCACACAACAAAGUCAAAUACCUCGAUGCCUUACACACCAAGAUUGGAAACCUAAAGAUGCUCAAUCUGUCUGGAAAUCAUAUAAUAUCUUUACAGGUUCUUUCCAAGCUGUAUUCUUUAGAAGUUCUGGACCUGAGCAGUAAUGAUGUUAGCCAGGUGUCAGAGAUCCAGCACAUCUGUCGGCUACCGUGCUUGGAACAUCUGACACUCACAGGCAACCCGGUCACAGCUGUGUGUGAUUAUAGAACCAAGGUGUUUGAAUUGUUUGGGGAGAGAGCUGCUGAGUUAUGCCUUGAUAAACUUCGUCCUAGUCAGAAGGAGCUGGAUACAGUUGCCAUUUUACAAGCUAUACAGAAGGCGAGGGAGGGCAGAGAGAAAGCCAAGAAACACUCAAAAAAGCAUGUGCAUGAGGUGCCUAUCACAGAUGCCAGUAUCACAAGUGAGGAAGGUGCUAGUUCAGGACCUGAACCAGUGACCUAUGUUGAUACAGACAAUAGAAGCAGGCAAGAUUCCGACCCAAAAGAUGAACUAUUUCGCCAACGAGUUGAGUCAAUUCGUGCGCAGGGAGGAGAGGCAUGGUUGGGUUUGCUGAAUGAGAUGCAAAACCCUGAGGAUGGUUCAAGCCUGACUAGUUCCCACCUUUCGACUGCCUCAUUCCCACCACUAGAUGGCAGGGAGAGCUACACGACACCCUCUUCCUCUUUCGGAGCCUCUUCAGAGCCACCACUCCUAGAAGAGGACGCACCUGCAUGUGAAAGCAAAAAUGAGGGUGAGACCAACAGCUAUGCGACAUGUGAUGACAGCCAGACAACUGAUUUGGAGAACAGUUUCGAGUUCGGCAGCACAGCAGGCGUGCCUAUGAACAUGCCAAGCAUCACUGACCCUCACUUCGUCCACCACAUGCAGGUGUAUAUUGGCAGCUUGAACAUUCAAACGCACAUCCCUGGGAUCACGGGAUCACCCCAUGACAAACCAGAACAGAUCCUUUACAUCAUGUGGGUUGUCUGCCAUCCGUAUCACUUGAAGCGUGUCGAGUUCCCAGGCUGCGCGGUCUUAACGAAUGAGAUGGUUCAUAUUUUUGAGUUGGUUGAUGCUUUUCAAGACACUUAUCCAACCCUGUCACAUUAUUAUAGCAUGGCGGUGAACAAUGUACAAGAGACUGUGACAGGGUACAGGAAUAUGUAUGUCCGCUUAGAAGAAGCGUUCAUGGUCGCGCAAGGUACCUUUACUCUCAUUCCACAGAACUCUAGCAAAACACAACAGUUUACGUCAUCAUUGCGCGACGCCUGUAAAAUUAACGAAGAGGAUUUUCUGAUCACAGUACCGUAUCAUGAGAAUGCCGUGCAGAAACUUGUUCAGACUCUACAAGAGCAUGAGAAGCCUGGCCUCACUGAGGACGAUAUUGUUCAUUACUCGUACGUGCAGAUACCAGAUUCCGAUCGAAAUGGCACGAAGAAUUCUGCAUUCGCUGCCGCACUGACCAAACACAACUUGUAUCUAGUCAGGGAAGAUGUCGUUCAUUUCCCGAAUCCGACAUUUGAAGUUGAUCAUGAGGUAGGAACAACACAAUAUGGUGUCUUACAAGUGCAUUCCCUCCAACACACUGUUAAGGAUGUGCAGUUCUGUAAUGACAUCAAUAAGUUGGAAUGGACGUCCCAGUCUCCUGGAACUGACCGGACAUCUCCUGUCAAGCAGGGCAGUGCUUAUGGUUUGACUUUGUUGUUCGAGAGUGCUUCACGAGAGCAGAAGGAUGGUGGAGAGAGUGAUUCGAAUUCCACUAAGAGGGGGCGCUUUCAGUGUAUUUUCCCGACACCUGAGCACCGUGACUUGUUCCUGUGUCAGCUGAUGCAGCUGCGACGUGAGAUUGCACCACAAGUUGCUGAAUCUGACUUGGAGACCAGUAUCCAUGACCGAGAUAUCGAUGGACAGAGUUUGAACACGGAGGAGAAGAGUGAGUUUGACGUGUGUGAGAUUGGUGAGGACUGUUGUGUGACGAUUAAGGUGCCUGAGGACGAGCAGGAGCCAUCAUGUAGUGGUGUCAGCCCAAAUGUGGGGAGAAUGAAACUGAAACUCUGCCUGGAUGGAAAGGCAGGCCCAAGAGAAAUGACUGUGACUGAAUAUAAUAAGCUAGAAAACUGGUAUGGGCUUGGCAAGGGUGCCACCUCCCUUCAGGAGCAUCUGGCGUCUAGUCCUUGUGUCUACCCAAGUGCUGAACUUUUAAAAACUUUGACCAGUAUUAAUGCAAACAUUGAGUUGUUGUCACCGAUGUCACCCCAGCUUAAAAUAAUCGGCAAUAUGACCGGCGAGGAAGUCUUUAACUAUUUCCACAACCAGGUGGCUCAGAUUGGCAUCGAACAGGAGGAGUUGAAGUGUAUCACAUGGUGCCCUGUGAUACCGUAUGUCCUACCACAGAUGGAGAUUCUGACGUGUGUUAUGUUGAGCAGCCGGGCUGUCUACCUCAUCUCCGACCGAUGUUUGCCCCCUGCUCCAAGUACAAGCAGCGGGACCCCGUGGAAAACACAUCUCCGCCACCAGUCCGACUCAUUGUUGUCACAUAGUAUGUUCAAGCGCUCUGAUCUUCACCACAACGCAGCCUCUGGUAUCAUCCACAAAACAUCCAAGGGAGAGGAAUCCCGUUUGCAUUGUUACGCUGUCAUACCUCUGAAAGAUCUCAAACAAGUCCAUAUUGGAAUGUUUGACCAGUUUUUUCGCCUUGCUUGCUCUAGCGGUGAUAUGACAUUCACUUGCCUCACCAGGGACUUCACUGUAACUGAUUCGUUUGUCAAGUACCUUAUGUCUGCGUUAACCAGACUCAAUGCUGCAUCAUCCCCUGAUCUAUCCAGCAGCGAUUCCGAACAAGACUUUUAUAAAAUGUACUCGCAGUCUGAGCCGACGGCUGUCUCUGGUUUUAAGCAAAGAAACCGAGUCAAGUUUGUGUAUGCAAGUGACGAUGCGAUCACAGACCUCUGUUACUUAAUCCAGGAAAAACAGGGUGUUACUGAUGAGAAGAAGGUUUCACACACGACCAUGGAUAUUCUACACUAUCUUCUUGUCUUUGAGAUCAUUGCACCAGAGACAGUGGAAAAUUACAAAAAUCCAGUCCCGCGUACAUUGAUUCUAACCAAUCAACACUUGUGCCUCGUUUCCGAGGACUAUAUCAACUACCCACUCCUGGACUUUGUCCGAUUUCCGCCAGGGAAGCCCAAUCAUGAAUUCUUGGAUGUAAGGCGCCCAGAAUACCUAAAGCGGGUUGUCGUGAGUGAUUUCACAUCCAAUGACAUCUCGCUCAUGUUUUCUGAUCAUAGUGAAGAUAUUGUUGUGGAUACAAGUGUCGAGCAUUUCAGUUCUGGUCCAGAUAUUGGUCGGACGUCCCCUGGCGAGAUCAGGUGGACAAUCCUGAUCCAGAAUAUCCGUGAUAAGGAUCGGUUGCUGAAGUUGCUCAGUAAGCAUUGGAGUGAUAUUCAUGAAGGGCGGGAGCUCUCCAUUCAAGUUAAUGCGUGACUAGGUAAAAAGGUUCAAGCUGUUUGGUGAUCAUGUUAGAAUGAAUGAUAGUGAAAUCAUGGUCACUCUGUGCCUGGACUUAAGUAUGAACAAAGGAACUUGAAUAUUACAGAUCUUUCUCCACACUACCAGGUUUCUUUAUUUACAAGAUGUUGUUUAAGUUGCAUUAGAUCUGGUUGUGCAGAGACUGAACUGUGAAUGUGUAAACUGUUAACCGAAAUCGAUCAUGAGCUGUGUCACAACAAACCUCCAAAAUGGUCUUCAUCACUGUACAUCGUAUGAAGUAUGUUUGCAUGAAUGUAUCACUGCAUGUUUGUACAUUUAUCUGCACUAAAACCUCUCCAUUAAAGACAAAUACUGUCCUUAGUGGAGAGAUGUCCUGAUUAUAGAGGUCGAAAUGAAUGGAAACAACCAAUUUGGGACCAAAUCUAGUGUCCUUAAUAGAGAGGGUGCCCUUAUAUAGAAAGUUGUCCAAUAAGGGAGGUGCUUCUGUACUUGGAUUCAACAAAUACUAUACUAUUCAAAUCUGUAUUAUUACAAAUUUUCACAUGGGUUUUGGCCAAGGGCUCUUAUCAAAAAGUAUACAUGUUAUAAUUAAAGUGUGUUUCAUGAAAGGCACAUUGACAUUUCUGCCCUUCCCUUGUUUGUUCUGAAAUUAUUGCAUCCUAUUCUAGUUAUCUGUGAUGUCACCAGGAUAGAAACUGAGCUCUUUGACCAUAAAGUGUACCACAAGUGGCCUUUCUCAUCAUCCCUUGUCGAGCUCAGUGUCCUUAUGUGUGAAUGGACAAUGAUCAUGUGAUUAAACUGU
This is a messenger RNA of Lineus longissimus, 5353 nucleotides long. Its product is annotated as nischarin-like. The coding region runs from base 61 to 4545 and encodes 1494 amino acids. Lineage: Eukaryota; Metazoa; Nemertea; Pilidiophora; Heteronemertea; Lineidae. Gene Ontology annotation, molecular function: phosphatidylinositol binding; protein binding. The transcript has 15 exons. Gene Ontology annotation, cellular component: cytoplasm. The record is from RefSeq and is a predicted model, not a curated record.